This is a messenger RNA of Papaver somniferum (opium poppy), 537 nucleotides long. RefSeq lists its product as uncharacterized. The record is from RefSeq and is a predicted model, not a curated record. Lineage: Eukaryota; Viridiplantae; Streptophyta; Magnoliopsida; Ranunculales; Papaveraceae. Bases 1 to 537 code for a protein of 178 amino acids. The transcript has a single exon.
AUGGUAUUUCAAGCAGCGGGUUUGGAGUCUGAGAUCUUGGUUAAUGAAGGAAGUCCAAAGCAGAUUAUUAAAAAUUGGAUUGAAAACGACAGUGAGCACAAGUUUGUUAUGAAAGUUUGCAUUUUGUGGAAUAUAUGGAAAUCCAGGAACGACAUAAUUUUCUCUCAUGGAUCCUUUUCAGUGCAGUUAAUCUUAAAGAAGGCAUCUCAAGACUUCGAUUUGUGUAUGGAAAAUCUGCUAAAGAACUCUGAAAAUUCCAGUUUUACAAUUCAAACUUGGUUACCGCCUGAACAUCCUUUUAUCAAAAUUAAUGUGGAUGCAACCUUUAUUCCUAACAAUGGUGCGGCUGGUGUUGUGGAUCGAGAUUAUGAAGGAAGGUUCCUAGGAUGUGUUGCUAUUACAUUUAUGGAAACAUCUCCUCUUCUGGAAGAAUCGGUGGCAUGUAGAUUGGGAGUGGAAUUAGGAAAAUAUAUGAACAUUGAUAGGAUCAUUAUUGAAGGUGAUGCUCUUAACUACUGCAGUAAAUGGAGAUGUUAG